CUUCACCACAGACAGACACACACAUUUCCAAUUCCUAUCCUUAAUCUUUCUAUUUACUUUUUGCUUUCUCAAAAAUCAACAACAAAAUAGUUUUUUUUUUUUUUUUUUUUUUUUUUUUUUUUUUGAAAUAUUUAUCAUGAUGUUUCCAAUGGUUCUUCUAAGGCUUGUAGAUUUGGUUUUGUACCAACUACUUGCAAAUUCAUACUAUAGAGCUGCAAGAAAAAUGAAAAGUUAUGGUUUUAAUUUAGCUUAUCUUUCAUCUAAACCACCUCAUCAACCUUGUUCUUUUCCUAGUAUAACAAAAUGUGAUUUACAAGGUAGAAUGUCACAAACAAUUGUUUGUGACAUUCAUAGAGUCCUAUUAAGGUCUCAUUCAUUUUUUCCUUAUUUCAUGCUUGUUGCUUUUGAAGGUGGCAGCAUUUUUAGAGCAUUUUUCUUGCUUAUGUCUUGUCCUUUACUCUUGAUUUGUGAUCAUGAGUUAAAACUAAAGAUUAUGACUUUUAUAACCUUUUGUGGUUUAGGAAUAAAGGACAUGGAAAAUGUUUCAAGGGCUGUUUUACCAAAGUUUUAUUUAGAGAAUCUUAAUCUUCAAGUUUAUGAGAUUCUUGCUUCAGCUGGGUCUAAAGUUGUUAUCACAAGUGUGCCUAGAGUUAUGGUAGAAGGAUUUUUGAAAGAGUAUUUGAGUGUCGGUGAUGUUUUAGGCACAGAGUUACACACUUUUGGUUGCUACUUCACUGGUUUUCUCACUAGUUCUGGCUUACUUGUUAAGCAUAGAGCACUUAAGGAGUAUUUUGGUGAUAGAAAACCUGAUAUUGGAAUUGGAACUUCAAGUUUACAUCAUCAUCUUUUCAUAUCCACUUGCAAGGAAGCUUAUGUGGUAAACAAUGAAGAAAACAAGAAUAGUCCAAAUUCAAUCAUGCCAAGGGACAAAUAUCCAAAGCCAUUAAUAUUUCAUGAUGGAAGAUUAGCAUUCUUGCCAACACCAUUAGCAACACUCUACAUGUUCAUGUGGCUACCAAUUGGAAUUAUUUUAGCAAUUUAUAGAAUACUUCUUGGUAUUUUCCUUCCUUACAAAUUAGCACUUGAAUUAGGAGUUUGGAGUGGCAUAGAUCUAAAAAUCAAAGGCACUAUCCCUAAAAAAACAAAACCAAACAAAGGUGUUUUGUUUGUAUGCACACAUAGGACAUUGUUGGAUCCUGUUUUCUUAAGCACAUCAUUAGCAAAGCCAUUAACUGCAGUAACAUAUAGUUUAAGCAAAGUUUCUGAGUUCAUAGCACCAAUAAAAACAGUGAGAUUAACAAGAGACAGAAAACAAGAUGGUGAAACAAUGCAAAAGUUACUAAGAGAAGGUGAUUUAGUUGUUUGUCCUGAAGGAACAACAUGUAGAGAACCAUAUUUGUUAAGGUUUAGUUCAUUGUUUGCUGAGUUGGCUAAUGAGAUAGUGCCUGUGGCAAUGAAUACUCAUGUCAGCAUGUUUUAUGGGACCACAGCAAGCGGAUUGAAGUGUUUGGAUCCUAUUUUUUUCUUGAUGAAUCCUAAGCCAAGUUAUCAUAUUCAAAUUCUUGGGAAGGUACCUAAAGAACUUACAUGUGCUGGAGGAAAGUCAAGUGUUGAAGUGGCUAAUUAUAUACAGAAACAAUUGGGUGAUGCUUUGAGGUUUGAGUGUACAAAUUUUACUAGGAGGGAUAAGUAUAUGAUGCUUGCAGGGAAUGAAGGGAUUGUUCAACAAGUUAGUAAUUUGAAAAAAUGCUAUUGAUGAUCAUCCUAUAUAUGUAUAUGCUUAUGAAGUUAGUCCAUCCUGUUUUUUUAUUUUAUUUUAUACUUCAUUUUAUUUAUUUUUGGUUUCCAAAUUAAUUUGUUGUCUUGCUUGUUCUUGUUUGAUAUGACAUUUAUGAGUUGUGACAUUGAAGGAAUGAAAGUGUCUUGGAUAUUAGUGUA
This is a messenger RNA of Medicago truncatula (barrel medic), 1938 nucleotides long. RefSeq names its product glycerol-3-phosphate acyltransferase 1. The coding region runs from base 137 to 1756 and encodes 539 amino acids. Gene Ontology annotation, cellular component: membrane. Gene Ontology annotation, molecular function: phosphatase activity; glycerol-3-phosphate 2-O-acyltransferase activity. NCBI's taxonomy places the organism in Eukaryota, Viridiplantae, Streptophyta, Magnoliopsida, Fabales, Fabaceae. The transcript is spliced from 2 exons. The record is from RefSeq and is a predicted model, not a curated record. Gene Ontology annotation, biological process: cutin biosynthetic process.